GGCGGUAACGGCGGUAACGGCGGCGGUGAGAGAAGCGUAAGUACGGGCAAACGGCAAUCGAGUGUAAUGGGUCGGGAGUAGUAGGAGUGCGCGACGGUGGGUUGCACAUGCGCCUUAGCAAGCGUCAUCGAGAGGCGCGCAUUAUCAAGUAGUCGUCCUCGCCGAUGCUGCAAAAGGCCUUGGGCGACAGGAGGCGGCAGAGAGGAGACGGGGCCGCGAGCGGGAUGACGGCCAGUGCGGAUAGGAUCGUGUCUGCGCGGAUGUUGCUCGUGUUGACGAUGUCAGGCUGAGCAAGAUGAGCGCGGCCAAACGGUUGAUCAAUAAUGCGUCCGUCUUCAGGCUGCGGACGCGGGCAGAGGACAACGCGGAGAUCUCGACGGAGGUGAUCGUCGCCGCGAGGAGGACCGGCAAGCUCAGCCUCUCCUCGAGGGCUCUCACCUCAGUACCUGAUAGAAUAUGGACUAUAAAUGAAUUAACCGAGGAAGAAUUAAGAAAUGUACAAGUCGAUAUUCGUAACUCCGAUAAUCAAGCCAAAUGGUGGGAAUACGAGACAUUAAAGUCAUUGGAUUUAAGUUCCAAUAGUUUGGCCAAAUUAAGCGAAGAUGUCAAGUACCUGGCGGACAUAAUCAAUUUAGACAUACACGAUAAUUUGUUAGAGACGAUACCCAACGAAAUCGGAUGUUUAGUGAAAUUAAGAAAAUUAAAUUUAUCGACCAAUAAACUGCGGAUUCUACCAAGUAAAUUUUUUAAUCUCGCGGAACUACGAUGCCUAGAUUUAAAAAACAAUUUAAUAGAGGAAUUGAGCCCCGACAUUGGCAACUUGGUAAUGCUCGAAUACUUGAAUCUGUCGUCUAAUAAAUUGACGAGCUUGCCCACUGGAUUAGGAUAUUUGGUUCGUUUAAUCACCCUCGAAUUAAAUCACAAUAGAUUAAAGGAACUUCCACCCGAUGUUAUGAGUAUGAGAGCUCUUAAGAAGCUGGAUGUAAGCAACAAUCGCUUGGAGAUAAUUCACCCACUCGGCGAACUGCGAAGAAUCGAGAGGCUCGAUUUUCAUAUGAACAAUUUAUCCAGCUUCCCGGAUGUCAGCGGCUGCACUUCGUUGCAAGAAAUCUACCUCUCGCACAACAGUAUUACGGAAAUAAAUGUUAAUUAUUUAGAGAGCUUGGGGCAAUUAAAAAUCUUGAACCUAAAUAAUAAUGAAAUCGAUGCUAUUCCUGAUGAGAUUAUUUUAUUGAUCAACGUCGAGCAGCUGGAUUUAUCAUAUAAUAAUAUAUCUGCGAUCCCUGGUUGCGUGGGCGUGAUGCCAAAUCUUCAAAAUUUCAUAAUCGAUGGGAAUAAUGUGAAGAACAUACGUCGCGACAUUGUUCAAUGUGGAACGCCACGUAUAAUGAAACAUCUUCGACAAACGAUAAAUCCAACGACUGCGGAAACGGCAAAUUCACCUCUGCGAUCGUGCUGCACCGAUAAUUACCCCGAUAAAUACGCUAUGAGAAAUGCGAAGCUGCUGAGUCUAGUUGGCCAGAAUCUUGCAGAGGUAUCCGAGGAAAUUCUUGAAAAUGCCAAAGAAGCUGAAGUGACCUGCGUAGACCUAAGUAGAAAUAAAUUGCAGAGACUAAGUGAAAAAAUGUCGCUUGUGAUAACGACAACGGACCUAAAAUUAUCGUACAAUAUGCUUGUGGAUGUGCCCGAAUGGAUUGGUGAAAAAUUGACGAGGUUGCGAUAUCUGGAUCUGAGUAAAAAUCUUUUGACAUCAUUACCCAACAGCAUAAGCUCCUUACAAUACUUAAUGGAAAUUAACAUUUCGUUUAACAAAUUCGAAGAACUGCCCGAGUGUGUUUGUGAGAUAUUAAGUUUGGAAAUUUUAAUCGCAAACGAUAAUAAAAUGUCAAGUAUCAAUGUGUCGGCUUUAAGUAAACUCAAGCGACUUGCAAAUCUUGAUUUAUCUAAUAAUAAUAUCGGCCAUAUUCCACCAGAGCUUGGCAAUAUUAAGAAUUUAAGAAUGUUGUCAUUGAAUGGCAAUUGUUUCAAGCAACCGAGACAAGCAACUUUGAUGAAAGGAACGGAGGAAGUUUUAGCUUAUCUUCGUAAUCGAAUUCCUACUCAAUUGUAAGAAAUUUAUUCGAUUUUGCUGCGAACGGAGAUGCACUAACGUAUUUAUUUUAAACGCCA
Ceratosolen solmsi marchali is the source of this 2169-nucleotide messenger RNA. RefSeq names its product leucine-rich repeat-containing protein 40. Bases 296 to 2110 code for a protein of 604 amino acids. Lineage: Eukaryota; Metazoa; Arthropoda; Insecta; Hymenoptera; Agaonidae. Gene Ontology annotation, cellular component: cytoplasm. Gene Ontology annotation, molecular function: protein binding. The record is from RefSeq and is a predicted model, not a curated record. The transcript has 9 exons.